AAGUCAAACAGCACUAGGACUGAGGGAAAAGCCGGAGAGGAGCUUAUCAGUGCAGGUUUAUAGACCAAUAAUCAGCUUGUUGUGAAUCUGUCAGAGCUUCACGAGGAAACAAAGGAACAAUACUUUCUCAGGACCCAACUACGAAAAGUUAAAGUUGAACCAAACCAGGCCAGACGAAGCACACAGAUUUUGCUGGACGAUGUCUAUGCCAGCCAGAGUUGUCUACAAGAGGAGGGCGACCAUCACAGAUCUGCCUCUCUACUACUCUGGAUACCUGCUGAAGAAACUCAGCAAAGAGAAGGAUUUUAAGAAGUACUAUGGAGAGCUCCGUGGAGCCACGCUCUUUCUGUACAAAGAUGACACACAGGACACAUACACAGAGAAGCUGGACCUGGUGCACCUGAAGUCCAUGGAGUUAGACUCUCCGUAUCAGAGGAAGACACCAACUAUCUUCACUCUCACCCUGCCAACAGCGCAGGUGCAGCUAAAGAUGGACAACUCUGACACAGGAGAGGAGUGGAGGGGUUACAUCCUGACUGUGGUCAAAAAAGAGAUUCCCAGUACCCUGCAGCUGCUGCCUGGCCAGAUGUUGCUCCUGCAGGAUGUUCUGGAUCAGGAGAAGAAAAGACGUCCCCCCUCGCCACGUCCUGCUCUCCCACCCCGUCCAGCCUUCCUCCGCACAGCCUUCCCUGCGCCCUCCCUUUCACCGCCCAAAGACAAGCCUGACUCCAGCGCCCCUGAGAUCCCUGCGUGUUUCUUCAGUGUGACUCGGCAGGAAGCUGAGCACAUGUUAGAGGCAAACCCCGAGUAUGGAGGUAUCAUCCUCCGCCCCUCCACCCUGGCCAACAACUACGCCCUGACCCUCCGACAGCUGACGCCCAGUGGACCUGUCAUGAAGAACUACAGAGUGACCUCCACAAACUCAGGGUUUGUCAUUGAACUGGACAGACCAGUGACCGUCUCCUCCUUAAAUAAUGUGCUUAAGUACUUCCUUGAGAAGACAGAGUAUCGUCUCCACCCCUACAUGGCGUCUCAGCCCUACGACACUCGCAUCGAGGUGUCACCUGCUCCUAAGUGCAUUAGCAUCACCUCACCUAUACCUAAAACAGUACCCAAGGCACAAGUGGCACCUAUGCUGCGUUCACAAACCAAAGCCGAACUCCCUCCGCCUUCAGCCAAACCAGUGGGGGGUGAAUAUGUGAUUCCUGAUGAGCACGAACAAAAGCUCGUUCAGUUGGAUGGAGAGCUUCAGGAAGUCUUAAAGAUGCGGAGGGAUAUCAUAUAUACUGCGAAUGACCAGGAGCAGGACACCACCUAUGAGAAUCACACCACUGAAAAAUCUCAACCAAGCACAGCACAGAAGAACAUAAAGACUGAAGCAUUCUGAGGCGUAAACUGUCACGAGUAUUGUAAUUUGAUGUUGAUCUUCAGGUGAGAGACUGCAUACUGCCCCUGAGGGUUCCACAAAAUUCUUUAGCAUUGUGAAAAUCUGUCAGAAAUACACUUGGCCAUGUGGACCAGUCUUCUGUUGGUCUCUUAGUUUAGUGUGCUAGCAUGCUAACAUUGCUAAUUAGCACUUAACACAACGUACUGCAGAGGCUGACGGCAUGGCCUUUAGUUUUGCUAAUAUUUGCCAAACUGACCUGAUGAGGGUGCGAGAUGAAAAGCCAGGGCACCGAAAUGAUUACAACCCAUCCGUUGGGGAUCACAUAGACUAUGAAAAAAAGUGGACGUAGCCUCCUGAUCUGCAGAGAGAAAAACCUGCAUUCUUUCUAAUAGCCAGCAGGGGGCGACUUCACUGGUUGCAAAAAGAAGUCCAAUUGUAUGGAAGUCUACGGGAAAUACCAUACUUCUCACUUGAUUUAUUACCUCAGUAAACAUUUACCUAACGAGCUUAUGGUCUCAAUCUUUAGAUUUAAGUCUUCAUUUUGUAAAAUUAUGGUCAAAUUUACCAAAAAAAAAAUAGACCAUAAAGCAGAGUAUGGUUUAGGGCAUGGCUACUUUGUGACUGAAAGUAUCAAAGCGACUUGUUUAUCAGGAUAGAGGCACAGCAAUAUGUAUCCAUGGCAGUGUACACACAUAAUGUAUUUUCCGGCUUUGUCUAUGAAUGCGUCUUAGAACUUUUCCCCUUUCACUGUGAGCAGUGAGGAUGACGAUAUAGGCGCCUCAGAGUUAUUACUCGGAUACACCCUGUCAUCCAAAUAUGGUCACUUCUGGAUCCAUAAAAAUUAAAAUGGGAUUGGUCAAAAUGCCAAACUUAAGCAAACAGGUCUAGCUACGGACACACAGUAGCUAAGGUCUGGGUUAGGAAACGACUGGAUGCCUUGUACGAGACUGCAGCUACACCCAUCUCGCCUCGAGAUUUAAAACAUAAGUCCACAAACUAAAGAGGUGGUGGCACUAGAGGAAAAGUUGGGAUUACCAUGUGACUAUUCAUUCCUUUUUUCCAUAUAGAGUUUGAGAGUUUGGGAGUGCCCUUGAGCUCACCUGGUAGAGCAGGCGCCCCAUGUGCAAAGGCUGUGUCCUUGAUGCAGCAGCUGCGGGUUUGAUUCAAACCCACGUCCCUUUGCUGCAUGUCAGUCCCCCUCUCCUUCCCCAUUUCACACUAAAACUGUCCAGUAAAAUAAGGGCAAUAAAAGCCCCAAGGAGUUUACACAGGGUUCAGAGGGACAUCCGGGGUGACAGUGAUGUUCACGUAAUACAGUGAACAAGCCAAGUUAGCCCUCCCAGCUAAUGCGUGUUAACUAUGCUAACAACAGAUCGGCAAUGUGCAACAACAUUUUUUGCCAACACUAGAUAUCAAACAAAACAAGUUGCUGUGCACUGGGAAUUCACCACUUAAAAGCAGAAGACACCAAAAUGUCCCCAGAAGUACAGACUGACAAAAAAAAAAAGAAGGCUUCUUGCUGGACUUGAAGGAAUCUCAGAAAACGAAGAGGCCUCUGCCUGAUGAUUAAAAUCUUUGACUUUACAGGGGCGGUCCUACAUUUGAAUAUCCGGGAUUUUCCCCUCAUAUAGUAGAACAUUAAGAGUAUGAAAGGUGUAUUAUUAGCUUCUUGAUAAAAGAUUUACACAUCAUUGUAACUGUUUAUUCAUGUAGUAAGGUUGAGAUCCUUUGUGUCUAUAUGACGAGAGAUAACAACAUAAAGAGCUCUUUGAUACAGACAACUUUAUCACCCAGUUUUGAAAAGAUUAGAUAAUUUCAACAAGGGCUAAAGAUUAUUUUUAUAUUUAUUAUUAACAACUCAAACCAAUCGAUGAAUUACAUGUGAUAUGGAUAUUUUUUGUGUCACUGUUUGGAAGGUUAUCAUGCUUUUAUAAAUUGUAAAAAAUGAACAUGAGCCAAUUAUUGUACAGAUCAGAAUGACUGCCCUUUUUUUCCGCUAUGAAACAAUGAUGAAACUGUAAAAUACAAAACUACACACACACACACACACACACAUACACACACACACACAUGAAUCUUAUGUUUGUUCCUUUGUUCAAAAGCACUGAAUAAAAGGAUCGAGGAUGGUCGUUAUUCUUUAUUUUUUUUU
Messenger RNA from Epinephelus fuscoguttatus (brown-marbled grouper), 3536 nucleotides. Its product is annotated as signal-transducing adaptor protein 1-like. NCBI's taxonomy places the organism in Eukaryota, Metazoa, Chordata, Actinopteri, Perciformes, Serranidae. Gene Ontology annotation, molecular function: protein kinase binding; signaling adaptor activity. The transcript is spliced from 10 exons. The record is from RefSeq and is a predicted model, not a curated record. Bases 200 to 1387 code for a protein of 395 amino acids. Gene Ontology annotation, biological process: positive regulation of B cell receptor signaling pathway; cell surface receptor protein tyrosine kinase signaling pathway.